This is a messenger RNA of Neodiprion virginianus, 1575 nucleotides long. RefSeq names its product zinc finger MYM-type protein 1-like. The transcript has a single exon. The coding region runs from base 1 to 1575 and encodes 524 amino acids. Lineage: Eukaryota; Metazoa; Arthropoda; Insecta; Hymenoptera; Diprionidae. The record is from RefSeq and is a predicted model, not a curated record.
AUGACGAUAGCUACAGAUAGAAACAACUUGGCAGAAAAAGUUAUAGAAAAAGAUUCUACAGUAUCAAAUAUUGAUUGGCGAGAUCCUGCUAAGUGGCCGAAUAACAUCAGCGACAGUUCACGCGUAGCAUUGGUAAAGCUAGGGCCUACAAAAAUAGAUCGGAAUACAAUUUUUCCUUUUGAUACAGAUCGCCGGCGCUUCACCAUAGAAAAUUGUUAUCUAACCCUGAAGAAUGGCGAAAAAAUGGAGAGAUCCUGGUUAAUUUAUUCGGAGACUAAGGAUUCCGUUUAUUGUUUUUGCUGCAAAUUGUUUGGCCUCCGCAACAUUCCAACCCAAUUGCAAUCGACCGGAUUUAGAUCCUGGCGGCACUUGCAAGACAGUUUGAGCUCGCAUGAAAAAUCCAAAAUGCACAUUGAAUGCAUGACAGACUGGAAAGAACUCAAAGUCCGUUUAGAUUGUAGAAAAACCAUCGAUGAUGAGAAUCAAAAUUUAAUCCAAAGAGAGGAAACCUAUUGGAAACAAGUACUUGAAAGACUCGUUGAAAUAAUUAAGCAUUUAGCUAAGCGGAAUAUGGCAUUUCGAGGUACUGUCGAUCGAUUAUACGAGCCGAAUAACGGUAAUUUCUUGAGCCAAGUUGAACUGAUGGCGAAAUUCGAUCCUAUUUUAAGCGAACAUGUACGUCGAGUUCAAAGUGGGGACCUACAGCGCGUUCACUAUUUGGGAAAGGAAACUCAGAACGAAUUCAUUGACAUACUGGGUAAUGCAAUUUUCAAAGAAAUUAGCAGGCGAGUGGUAGUCGCGAAAUAUUACUCCAUAAUUUUAGACUGCACCUCCGAUAUUAGUCAUGAAGAACAAAUGAUUGCCGUUGUUCGAUUUGUCACUGUGUCUAAAAACACCGUGGAAAUUUGCGAGUAUUUCAUUGGCUUCGUUGUUGUAGACGAUACAACUGGUAAGGGAUUGUAUGAAACGUUGUUAGAUAUCUUGAAAUCAAACAAUCUUGAAUUGAAUAACUGUCGGGGUCAAGGGUACGACAAUAGCAGUAAUAUGAAAGGUAAAAAUAGUGGUGUUCAGGCCAGAAUUUUGAAGGAUAAUAAAAGAGCGUUUUUCCUUUCCUGCAGUUGUCACAACCUCAACCUAGUAGUUUCAGAUGCCGGACAUUCGUCCGUCACAGCUGAACUAUUCUUUGGUGUUCUUCAAAGGCUAUUCGCAGUCUUCGCUGCUUCAACCCAGAGGUGGCAAAUAUCGAAGGAGCACGUUAAUAUCAGUGUGAAAUCAUUGCCUGAAACUCGCUGGGAAGGGAAAAUAAAUGCUGUAAAAGCUGUGAGGUUCCAAAUAGCAGAAAUCAGAGAUGCGUUGCAGGAACUUUGUCGAAUGUCGCAAGGUAAAGAUGCAAAGCUGAGAUCGGAACUGAGAGGCCUAUGUUUCGAAAUUGAGUCAUUGUCUUUUCUGAUUAGAUUGGUAGUAUGGUAUGAUGUACUGCAAGUGAUCAACAAAAUCAGUAAAGCUUUACAAUGUCCGAAAGUUGAUUUGCAUACUGCGAUGAACAUGAUUGAUGGUGCUCUUCGUCAAUUAUAA